AUGGCAAGCGCAGCGCCGCAUUUCUCCCCUGCCUGUCCGAUACCCCCGGACCUCGAUGCACAGACAAGAGUCAAGCAGCUCAAGGACGCGCUUAAAGAGGACUGCUGGCAAUUUCAGAAAGCGAACAUCCUAAAACUUAUCGAACUUUACGAAAGUGGAGAACUAAAACCUCCAUCUUUUAGAGAUACUAUUUGGCUUUGUGAUGGCAAAGUCUUAGAUAAAGAACCCGGACUUGGUGAUACUCCUAAAAAUGCUAUCCUUUGGGCUGAGGGGCUUGGUAUGCAGAUGAUGCAGCAGAAUCACCCGCGAUGA
Amorphotheca resinae ATCC 22711 is the source of this 312-nucleotide messenger RNA. RefSeq lists its product as hypothetical. Bases 1 to 312 code for a protein of 103 amino acids. NCBI's taxonomy places the organism in Eukaryota, Fungi, Ascomycota, Leotiomycetes, Helotiales, Amorphothecaceae. The transcript has 2 exons. The record is from RefSeq and is a predicted model, not a curated record.